AAGAGGGACAACGCAACGUACUCCAUAUUCUUUUCAAGUACACGACCUUUUUCUGCAACUUAGCAAAGAUAUUUUGUCGCCACAUACAAUUGAACCUCGUGCCCUCAACGCCCCUACAAAUUUGUCAUCACAGCAAUGGAUCCGUAUGAUAGUGAAUCUUCUGGGUUUGAGGAUGAGGGGGACUACACUGAGACCGGAGUUGUCCUGGGUUAUGCUUCGGAGGAGAUAAUAGAGGACACAGUCACGCACCUGGGUGGAUGGCCGACAUGGCUUGACGGCGCUACCCCGCCUCCCGGCGACUUUGCGAAAUGCAAAGUCUGCAACCAGCCAUUGCUCCUCCUACUUGAAAUAGACGCCGAAUUAUACGAGCAUUUUCCCGAUGCCGACCGACGCCUCUAUAUCUUCUCAUGCCCCCGCAAAGCAUGCAACCGCAAGCCUGGUAGUAUCAGGGCCAUCCGAGCAACACGGAGCCACAAGAGCCACCAGCCGCCGCAGAAAGUAGAGAAGCAGGAACCCGAGAAGAAGGAGGUUGAGCAGAAGCCACAGGCACCCAAGCCGGAUCUUGGUGCGAGUCUGUUUGGAGGUUCCCUCGUCAACAGCGUCUCUGCAAACGCGAACCCGUUCUCAUCGAAGCCGUCGGCCACACAAGGUGCCAACCCAUUCGCUGCCCCGGUCGCCAGCCCAGCUCCAGCUCCAGCUUCCGCCCCUGCUCCUGUAAAACCCGCAACCACCACCCCUAACGCCCUCGCCGAAUCCUUCGCCGACAAAGUCCGCGUCUCCUCCCCUCCACCAUCCACCGAACCCACCGGCCCCGUCACCCCCUGGCCCUCGCAAUCCGAAUUUCCAACUCCCUACACGAGCUUCUACAUAGAUGCAGAGCGUGAAACUCUCUCCCGCCCCGCAACACCCAAGAUCCCCGACAAUGUCACCAUCGACACCGAAGAUGCCGAGGGUACAUCCAGCGGCGGCGUCGACGUAAAAGACGCCUUCGAGUCUGAGAUCGACAAAGCCUUUUUGAAGUUCUCUACACGCCUAGGACAUAACCCGGAGCAGGUCCUGCGGUAUGAGUUCCGCGGGACUCCGGUUCUCUACUCGCAUACGGACGCCGUGGGGAAACGGCUGCAUGAUGCUACGAAUAACAGAUUUGGUGGUGUGACGACGGUUUCGAACGGCGUGGGCAGCCGUAUGCCGAGGUGUGAGUCCUGCGGUGCUGAGCGCGUAUUUGAGGUGCAGCUUGUUCCACACGCGAUCAGUGUCCUUGAGGAUGGGCGUGCGGGCGUUGGGCUUGGGAAGGAUGAUGGCGGGAUGGAGUGGGGGACUAUCAUUAUGGGUGUUUGUAGUCGAAACUGUGGCCCUCGCGAGGUCGGUGUUGUUGGGUACAGGGAAGAGUGGGCGGGUGUACAGUGGGAGGAGACGAAGUGAUGAAUAAUGCUGAUAUCUUAACGUUUUAAUGUUGAUGACUGAGAUUCUAGAAGCAUUCGCCGAAUACAGUUGAUGAACGUCUCAACUGGUGUUUACAUAUACUGCGACAACAUGCGUACAGCGGGGUAUAACUCGUAGUCAAUUUGAUAGGAUAUCCUUUAGACUGUCUCGAGGUAGAUACAAGGUGGCGGAAAUAGGCUAUCCUCUAAAGGUUAGGUAUACUUAGAAAAGGAACAUGACAUGACUCGACAAUGAGAAGCAAAUUCAAAACGCCAAAGUGCGCCGGGUCCAGACUUCCGCCCAUCCUUCCCAUGCUGGUCUAUUCCCCGUCAUCAUCAUUUUUGGGCUUCAUUCUGGCUCAUCUCAACUCGUCACUUCGAACCGGGACAGUCCGUUUUGUUUCAAGUCUCGGAGAGAAGACUGGUACGUGUCAAGAUCAGUGAGAUCUUGUGCGGAGUUAUUAGCAGUAAGGAUUUCCUAUGGUUGUUUCAAACAGAAAGAGGCGCUUAUGCGGCCUGCUCGAAUCCUCGGCGGAUAACACGGCCGAACAUCUCCAUGCCAACGCGCUCGCUCUUGACUUCGCUGCGAGCCUCGUUCUCCUUGUUCGUGGGCACACGGAUGAUGGUGUUGUCGCCCGAAUUGUCGACCUCCCAGCUGCACACCUCGGUAACGAACUUCUCCAGAGACUCGCGGUUCCUGACAUCGAGCCACUGCUCGAGGACCUCAGCGUUGAUCUCGCGGAAAGCCUUGCCGACCUCAACGGCGAUGCGGAUGCGGACGAGCUCCUCGAAACCAGCGACGUCGGCAACAAGGUCGGCGUACAGGUCAUCGGAGUUCAGGGUAGACCAGAAUUGAGCAUACUGGGCGGACUCGAGGAGCGAGGAAAGGCGAGCGAGCUUCUGGACGGAUUCGACAAAGUCGGAGGAUUGUGCGGACUGGGCCUCGGCCUCAGAGGCAGGGAAGGGCUGAGUAUAGGCAGGGAGGAGAGCGAGGCAGAGGGAGAAGGCGGGAGAGGGGAAGACGGUGAGCGCCUUGACGAGGACGUUGGUGACGGUCUCGGGCUGGAGGAGGUGGGGGUUGAAUUGGUAGCUGCGCAAGAGAACACUGUUAGCAGGUGCAAGGGACGCAUUCGAGACUGCAUUCUGCAUUUAUGAGGGGCUUUUCAGAAGAAUUGACGCUCAACAUGCCCAAAUUUGGGUCUCAGGUAAUAGGAAACGUGAUAAUAAGAGCCAGGUUGGCAUAGCAGUC
Messenger RNA from Aspergillus calidoustus, 2670 nucleotides. The record is from the annotation of a GenBank genome assembly. Lineage: Eukaryota; Fungi; Ascomycota; Eurotiomycetes; Eurotiales; Aspergillaceae.